AUGGUGACACCCGAGGAACAGAAAGUCAUCAAUGCCCUCCAGGCCAACUGGAUCUGGACACCAGACUGGGUCGAUUCGUCGCGAGUCAAUACGACAGGGCGAAUUGUCCAUUUCAGCCGUGAGCUCGACCUUCCGGAGCGUCCAACUCGCGCGCAGUUGCAUUUCUCUGCGGAUACCCGAUAUAAACUCUAUGUCAAUGGGACCCGUGUCGCCGUCGGGCCAGCUCGCAGCAGUCCGUGGAUCUGGUAUUAUGACACUCUUGAUAUCGCACCAUAUCUCACCCGUGGACAGAAUGUGAUUCGGUUCGUUGUGGUGCGAUACUUUGCGUCCUCGCGCGGCGCAAUGCCAUUUGAGAGGACGACGCUGCCGGGGUUGACUGUAGUUGGCCGUGUAGAGACGGGCAGUAAUGUUGUGGACAUUGAUUCCCAGGUGGGAUGGCAGGCACAGGUGGAUGAGAGUAUCCAAUUUCCCAUGGGCCUGAUAGAUGACGGAUUUCUACACAUAUACGAACGAGUCACUCCGACGAUCUAUAGCUCAGCAGUGACCCCAAAGAUGUAUGGGAUCAAAACACUGAAUGGCGAUCUCCCACCCUGGCGUUUACGUCCGCGGGGGAUCCCAAUGCCUGACCAGAACCCCAUCGUUGUGAACGUGAUACGCGCCUGCGAGAGUUCUAUCAGUGCGGACGAGUGGGCAUCUUGCUUGUCGGGGAAUGGGCAAUUGACCCUUCAGGGACGCUCUUCGCAUAUGCUUGAAUUGCAGGCCGAAACACACUCAACUGCCUUCCUCCGAUGGGCCUUUCAAAGCAUCACGGGCGCGUCGCAGAUCACAAUGAAAGUGACAUACUCGGAAGGGUACGAGCUGGAGCCCCGUUCCUAUCCAUUCUUUCGCAAGAAGACAGAUCGGCUAGAUGCAAAGGCUGGUCAUAUCCUGGGUCCGUAUGACGCGGCGACCUUGGAUAUCCCGGACACGCAGACCGUGGUCUACGAGCCAUUUUGGUUCCGAACAUUUCGCCUUCUUCGAGUCGAGAUCACGGUGGGAGAGGAGUCGGUCCGUAUUCUGCCUUUGGAAGCGACACAAGUCAAUUAUCCCCUCGCCGUCAAGGCCAGUUGGGCCGAGUCUGGCGAUGAAUACAGCGAACGAAUAUGGGACGUGUCGAUCCGCACCAUGCGAAACUGCAUGUUCGACGGGUACUCGGACUGUCCGUUUUAUGAGCAACUUCAAUAUUCUGGGGACAGUCGCGCCGUCGGCCUGUUUCACUAUCUACUCUCGGGUGACGACCGGUUGAUGCGACAAGCAAUUACAAAUUUUGCAGCUUCAGUCACCUCUGAGGGUCUCACUCAGUCUCGCUUCCCCUCCCACGUCCCUCAGCUUAUUGCUGGCUUUUCGUUGUAUUGGGUCCUGCAGGUCUGCGAUCACCAUCUCUAUUUCGGCGAUACUCGCUUUGCUCGUUCAUUCCUCCCUCGCAUCGACGGCGUUCUCGACUUCUUCGACUCACACAUCGAUCCUUUUGGCCUUGUAAGUGGACUUCCGGAGGAUGUGUGGCAGUAUGUCGACUGGGUCACGACCUGGGGUGCAACGGAGGAUUAUCCCGACAAAGGGGUGCCCACCUCGGGUCGCAAAUCAAACCGACAUACAUACUUCAGCAUGCUAUACGCAUAUGUCCUGCAACAAGCUGCGCGGCUUGUGCGCGACGUUGGCCGACCGGGCUAUGCAGAGGAGUACGAAGCACGGGCGACCGCACUGCAACAAGCCGUUCGAGCUCACUGUUACGACGGACGCUUCUUCACCGAUUCCACGGCCAACAUCGCUGAUGAAUCGUCCUAUUCACAACAUUGCCAGGUUUUUGCGGUUUUGUCUGGGACAGCGCGACCGGAAGAUCGGACCCGCAUUCUAACCGAAUCGUUCGCGGACUCUCGCUUCGCAAAAUGCUCCUACAUGAUGCGAUUUUAUGCCCUGCGUGCGUUGUCUCUAGCUGGCGAUCAGGUCUACGACAAUUUCUGGCCCCAGCUGUGGGACCCGUGGCGGAACAUGCUAGCCAACAAUCUGUCAACCUGGGAGGAGGACGAUGUUCGGCAGCGGUCAGAUUGUCAUGCGUGGUCUAGUGUGCCCGUCUAUGAGUACUGCACGGAAUUGGCUGGCAUUCGGCCUAUCGCACCGGGGUCGACUAAGCUUCUCUUCAAACCGCGGCUUGGGCUCAGUGACACAAUACAGGCCAAGGUUGCGCUGGGUAAGGACAAUCUUGUGACCGUCUCGUGGACCAUUGGAAGUGAUGGCAAGAAGAACGUCGAGCUCCGACUUGAGAAGCCAGUCGAAGUGGUCAGUCAACUGCCAGGUGGCCUUGAAGAGGAGCACGGCCUCAUCGACUAUGUAAGACUCAUUCACGAAGCUCCGUAA
Messenger RNA from Aspergillus bombycis, 2394 nucleotides. RefSeq names its product putative rhamnosidase B. The record is from RefSeq and is a predicted model, not a curated record. Lineage: Eukaryota; Fungi; Ascomycota; Eurotiomycetes; Eurotiales; Aspergillaceae. Gene Ontology annotation, biological process: carbohydrate metabolic process. Bases 1 to 2394 code for a protein of 797 amino acids. The transcript is spliced from 4 exons.